Molecule: messenger RNA, 1981 nt
Organism: Manis pentadactyla (Chinese pangolin)
Lineage: Eukaryota; Metazoa; Chordata; Mammalia; Pholidota; Manidae
Product: actin-binding LIM protein 3-like
Exons: 15
Coding region: 1-1356 (451 amino acids)
Biological process (GO): cilium assembly; lamellipodium assembly; cytoskeleton organization
Cellular component (GO): stress fiber; actin cytoskeleton
Molecular function (GO): actin filament binding
Source: RefSeq, a predicted model, not a curated record
AUGUGCCACAACUGCAGGGUGGGUGUACUCCGCCCCCCGUGGCCCGCAGGGGACGCCUUUGCCCUCUCUGUGGACCUGCGUGGCGCAUGCGCGGUCAGGCCCCGGGACUUCCCCUCUGACGCCGGCGGGAGCCAGGAUUCCUCGGGCUCCAGUGCGGCUCCGUCCAGGACAUCGCCGUCCGCGGCCGCCGUGAAAGCUCGGUUUUCUAAGGAGCCGCGGGACAGAAAGGCAGGAGGGAAGCACUACCACCCAACCUGUGUCGGGUGUGUGCGCUGUCACCAGAUGUUCACCGAAGGGGAGGAGAUGUACCUCACAGGUUCUAAGGUUUGGCACCCCAUCUGCAAACAUGCAGCCCGGGUAGAGAAGAAGUUGAAGCACAGGUGGAUGUCAGAAACUUCCAUCUCACCGCCUGGGUCCAGCAUUGGGUCACCCAACCGAGUCAUCUGUGCUAAAGUGGAUAAUGAGAUCCUUAAUUACAAAGACCUGGCCUCUCUCCCCAAGGUAAAGUCCAUCUAUGAGGUACAACACCCCUACCUCAUUUCCUACGAGCCCCAUUCCAGAUACACUUCCGACAAGAUGCUGGAGAGGUGUGGCUAUGGAGAGUCGCUCGGAACAUUAUCUCCCUACUCCCAGGACAUCUAUGAGAACCUGGACCUCCAGCAGAGACGGGCCUCCAGCCCUGGAUACAUCGACUCCCUGACCUACAGCCUUCAGGGCAUGUCUCCCACACUCUCCUGCUCGCCCCACCACUACUACCACUCUGCUGGAGAAAGUAAUAUCUACCAGACGCCCCCAAUCUACAAAUGGCAUGGCGAUCUGUCAACAGCAACCAAGAGCAAAACAAGUGAAGACAGCCAGGCCUCCAAGUACAGUCCAGCCUACUCACCAGACCCCUACUAUGCUGCAGAGUCUGAGUACUGGACCUACCAUGGGUCCCCCAAAGUGCCCCGAGCCAGGAGGUUCUCAUCUGGAGGAGAGGAAGAUGAUUUUGACCGUAGCAUGCACAAGCUCCAGAGUGGGAUCGGCCGGCUGAUUCUGAAGGAGGAGAUGAAAGUCCGGUCUAGCUCAUACGCAGAUCCCUGGACCCCACCCCGGAGCUCCACCAGCAGCCGGGAGGCCCUACACACUGGCUAUGAGAUGUCCCUCAAUGGCUCCCUUUGGUCCCACUACCUGGCUGACAGCGAUCCACUCAUCUCCAAAUCUGUCUCCCUGCCUGCCUACAGAAGAAAUGGGCUGCACAGGCGCCACCUGUCCCAGGAGGAGUUCUACCAAGUCUUCGGCAUGACCAUCUCCGAGUUUGACCGGCUGGCCCUCUGGAAGAGGAAUGAACUGAAGAAGCAAGCCUGGCUGUUCUAGGCAGAGGCUUUAUAAAUAUAUAUCCAUUUAUAUAAAGAUAUAUGUAAAUCUCUAUAUGAAGCUUGGUAUAAUCCUCUCUGUGUAAUGGGACACACUGCCCACCAUGAGACUUGCUGUUCUGCACUGUCAGGCCAGCCCACAUCAUAAAGAUGUUUUUAUGCUCCUUUCUUUCUCUCUUCUAAGUGCUGUGGGGUUUGGGAAGGGAUUUGAGGGGACUCCUAUCCUUUUGCUGGGGAUCCUUUUUAUACUGAAACAUCUGUCCUAACUUGAGUCCCCCAGGAUCCAACUCUCUUUGCUAAAGGAGGUGCCUGAAGAUGUUUCUCUCCUCUCUGCUUCCUGGAAUUUCCCCUCAGUCUCUGGGGCAGAUGCUGACCAUGCAGUUUCACAUCUUACUGGACCCAGAGGGGCCCCCAUGGGAGGAUCACAAUGAGCACUGAACACCUUUGAGAGCCCAUGAAGAAUUUUCUCAUCAUCCCCAGUUAGGAGUUCAGUGCUUCUGAUUGGUGACACCAUCAGCAGUGUGGACCUUGGGUCUGUUCCUGAUAGCAGCAAACAGAAGUGGACAGAGACUUGGCCUCUCAGCUCUCAGGCCUUGUCCUUCUGCCCUUGAUCCUAACCUCUCCUU